GCAAAAAUUGCACAAUGUGGCUUGCGAAGGGCCUGUGAAGCGGAAUUGCAUCCCAUUGCAUUGCUGAAAGCAGGAUAAAAUGGCUGCUGAGCAGAGAGAGAGAGACGCUCAAGCUGCCCUGUUCCAGUCAGGAGGUAUACAGUGUUGUGUGAAAGAGGAACCGGACGAGGGAUUGUCCCAAUGCUGGGAUUCUGAAGACUUCCUGAGGGUAGUUCGUGUUCCUGACACGCAGCUUGGAUAUUCCCAAACCUUGUGGGAUGAUACAAAGGCACCUCUCGAGGGAUAUCUUGAGGGUAGUCAGCCAGCCAUUAGGAAGCAACAGAUGGUGGGACUCGAGGAGACACCCAACGGAGACACCAAACUUACGUCUGGCGGUGCAGGUGUUGAUGGCGUCACCCUGAGAGCUUACAAAAACCCCAGCCACAGUGGAGAAUACAAGACCAUCAAGGAAGAGAUCCUUCACGACGUUGCGCUCGAGACGGAAGCCCAACGGCAGCAUUUCCGGAUGUUCCGCUACCCAGAAGCUGAAGAGCCAAGGGAGGUGUGCCAGCGACUCUGGGAACUCUGCCGCCAGUGGUUGCGACCGGAGAGGAACACCAAGGAGCAGAUCCUGGAGUUGGUGGUCCUGGAGCAGUUCCUGGCCAUCCUCCCGCCAGCGAUCCAGAGCUGGGUGAUGGAAGGUGGCCCGCAGACCUGCUCUCAAGCGGUGGCCCUGGCCGAGGAUUUCCUGCUGAAGCAACAAGAAGCUAAGGAGAGACCAGAAAAUCAGGUGUUGAUCCACCAGGUCACCGCAAGUACCCCCGAAGCUGAACAGGAUUUGUCCACUAUUGAACCAGAACAGCUUUACCGAGAGCCAAAGCAGGAGGACUCCGAAGAGGCCAGGCUUAUGGCAGGGACUGAAUGGCCUCAUGGAAGUCGGGAAGAUGAGGAGGAAGAAAAACCACAUUUGGAAAUGGUGGAUCAAGUGGAACCCCAGCGAUCACUGACAGAAAAAAAUUCUUGGGGUUGGGGAAAGGGAGAGAUUUCGGCCAAACCACCUGAAACGGAACCACAAAGCCAUCCCGAAAAUCAAGAGAGGACCUCCGUUUCUUCUGUGGAAGGCGGUGAGGGCCUUAGUGACACCGAAGAGGAGGGUGUCAACAGCCAGGACCAAAACGCCAGCGAUGCAGACGAGAAGAACCUCAGUCAGACGGCGGGUCGUACGUCCCACCCGAGGAUCUCUCCAGGACCGAAGCUCCACAAAUGUCUGGUUUGUGCGAAGGCCUUCCCAUUGAGAUCUAGCUUGGUGGUGCACGAGAGGACGCAUGUGGGAGGGAAACUGUACUGCUGUUUGCAGUGCGGGAAAAGCUUCAUUGCCAGUUCGGACUUUGCUCAGCAUUUAAGGACCCACACCGGGGAGAAAAUAUACAAAUGCUCGGAGUGCGGGAAGUGCUUCCGCCACACCUCCUCCUUCACCAGCCACCUGAGGAGCCACAUGGGCGAAAAGCCAUUCCAGUGCCUGGAAUGUGAGAAAAGCUUCGUGGCCCGUUCAGACCUCAUUCGGCACGAGAGGUCCCACACGGGCGAGAAGCCUUACCGAUGCUCCGACUGCGGGAGGGGUUUCUGCCAGAACUCUCAGCUGGCCACUCACCAGAGAAUCCACAUGGGAGAGAAGCCUUUCGAAUGCUUGGAGUGCGGGAAGAUCUUCAGCCGAAGUUCCCACCUACACGGGCAUCAGCGGAUCCACUCCAUCGAGAAGCCGUACAAAUGCUCCGACUGCGGGAAGACCUUCAGCGGGAAGUCUCACCUCAAUCGCCACCAGAGGAUCCACACGGGCGAGAAGCUGUUCAAGUGCUUGGUGUGUGGGAAAAGCUUCUGCAUGAACUCCGACCUCAUCGCUCAUGAGAGGAUCCACACAGGCCACAAGCCGUACAAGUGCCUGGACUGCGGGAAAAGCUUCAGCCAGAAGCAGCACCUGACGAGCCACGAGAGGACCCACACGGGAGAAAAACCCUACGUUUGCUCCCACUGCGGCAAAGGGUUCAGCGUGAGCUCCAACCUCAACACCCACGAGCGCACCCACACGGGCGUCAGGCCCUUCACGUGUUCCGACUGCGGGAAAAGCUUCAGUCAGAAAUCCCACCUCAUCGGCCACCAGAGAAUCCACACAGGGGAAAAGCCUUAUGUGUGCAUGGAGUGUGGGAAAAGUUUUGGGUCCAGCUCAAAUCUGAUGGCCCACAUGAGGAUCCACAGCGGAGAGAAAGCAUAGGCGAGUUUGCAGGACAGCUGAAACAAAUCUGAAGGGGGGGGAGAACACCUCCCAUCCUUUCCCACCAAUAUCCUUUGUAUUUACAGUGGUGCCUCGCAUAGCGAGCGCUUCGCUAUGCGAUGAAACCGCACAACGAGGGGUC
Pogona vitticeps (central bearded dragon) is the source of this 2390-nucleotide messenger RNA. The record is from RefSeq and is a predicted model, not a curated record. Lineage: Eukaryota; Metazoa; Chordata; Lepidosauria; Squamata; Agamidae.